AUGUUACAGGUACGGAAGUUGGAGUUUCUUUUAGCUGAUGCACUGAAUAAGAAGUGCGACACUAUUUUUACAUGUGGUGGAGUGCAGUCAAAUCAUUGUAGAGCCACUGCAGUAGCAGCAAGACAGCUUGGCUUGGAUUGUUAUUUGUUUCUUAGAAGCUCUGAACAGGUUAGCUGUGUAUGUUUUCUUGUAAUGUGCAGAAUCAUGAAUGGCCACCUUUUUACAUCAGUCACCUUCAUGCCCCAUCCUCACAUUAGCUCAUAAAUUAUUUACUGCUAUGGGAACCAGAGGAACAUUCUUGCAGCAAGGAUUGACAGCCAAUAACAAAUUCAAUGCAAUGUAUGGUUUCACUUCCACAAUAUUCAAACCUGGGGUACAUUAAUAAUUAUUUGGAUGUGCGUGCAUGCUCUAACUCUUGCACAAGUCUUUCCACCACCCUUGUAAUGCCAUUUUGAAUCCUACAUUAAAUUAAUUUAUUAAAAGGGUUAUAAUUUCUUAUGCCUCUACACAGUAGCCACCUCAGAACUACUGGUAUACACAAUAGCAAUCUACUGCACUAAUCACUAUGUUGCCUUGUGUCAUUGUGUCACCAGGCACAAAUAUUCCAACACAGUCAACUAGCUGGAGCACACUUUUAGAAACCUCUGUAAAAAGGACACCUACUGUUGGUUGCUUCCCUUGCUGUUUUCAGUCAUUUUCUGCAACUAGUUUCUCUAAAUGUGAUGGACACCUUUCUACAAGUCUCGAAAGUUGUUCCUGAUUCCCAUUAUGUUUAUCUUAACAUAUCUUAUCUUUCUGUUAACUUUUAAACUACAUGCAAGUGCCCUCAUGGGAGUACACUGUAGAACAUUGAUUCUUGUUCAUGUUGAUGCAGUCUACAGAUAUUGGAUGUAAAGGAAAUCUUUUUCUAAACAAAAUGGUUGGAAGCCGUAUUAUUGUUGUUCCAAAACUCCAAUAUAAAUCAGGCCUUAAACAAAUGAUGGAGAAAAUGGCAGAAAAAUUGUAAGUGGUUAUUGACUUAAAAAGAGACUACAAAAACCUUUUUUAUAGCUGAAACAUUCUUAGUGGUAUACAUUGUAUGAUAGGACUUCUGGAAAAAGAUCAGGAAACCCUACACUUGUAUUGGCUACCCACAAAUUAUAAACUUAAGGUUUUUUGUCCCUCCUCAUCAAAAAAGAAAUUUGAUUUCUAAUUUCCCUUUUAUUCUAUUAUUAAGUACACUGAAGCCAGUGAAUAUUUUUUCAUACUCAUUGAAUAAUAAUACCUGUUUAUAAUUACAUGUAACUGAUUUUAAAAUAUUGUUGGUCAACUCAAAAUGUCCUCAAAGGGCCAAACCAUAUAGCAGUUUCAGUGCUGUAUUAAUUGUUAGUCUCAUUUAUUUUCUCAAAAGCAACAGGGAUCCUCAGCAUAUUUGAUAGAGAUAGGUGGUUCAUCUUACACAGGGAUGUUUGGUUACUUGACUGCAUUUCAAGAGAUGAUAGAACAGGUACAAGUUAUUUGUAUGGAAUGGGUUAUGUAACAUGCAUUUUGUAUGUCAAAAGAAAAUUCAGGUUAAUAAUUUUUUUAACCUGGGUAGAUUUAUUUCCUUUGUUUCCUAAACCGAUAUGAAUUAUUCAUGAACUGGGCUUAAUAGGAGGCAAAGAAAAUUGAGUAAAGUAGGUUUAAAAAAACUGAAUUUUAUUUUGCCUAUAAUACAUGACAUGAAGCUAUUCAAAAAAUGAUUUCUAAGGUCUAGUAAGUGACUUUUCAUCUCAAUAUUACUUUCAAUUUCUCCCUUUUUUCUCAAGUAGACAAAACAAAGGUAAGUUGAAUAGAAAUUCUACAUGUACAUUGUUGCACUGAUCAGAAUGCCUUUGACAGAACUUUUUUCCAGAAGGAAGCAUCUGAAAUGUCAAACAUGGUUGCCACAGGCUAAUUGAAUUAAGGGUUGAUCAAUCCAGGUCCAUACAUGUAUAUUUUUUAAAUUAUUUUGCUUUUUUUUAGUUGUAAUUUGUGAGAUCUUAGUAGUUUUUACUUAUUGUUUGGAUGGUUUUCAUAUUUAUUCAGAAUGUGUUGGAAGAUUAUGAUGAUAUUGUAGUUACUGUCGGCAGUGGAGGAACAGCAUCAGGAAUUGCUAUUGGCAAUUACUUGACUGGCUCAAAACUCAAGUAAGGCUCCAGUUUGCAUUUAAAUAUUAAUAGUUAUUUAGGAUCAACCAUGCAUUUGCUUUGUUAAAAGAGAUACUUUUACUUUGCUCAAAAUGUGGUCAGUUUUCUAUGGAUUAUGACUAAAUGCAGAAAAGAAUAAUUGCCAAUUUUCUGUAUUUUUUUUUCUCUGUUUUGGAAAAUUUAUCAUAAGGGUUGAUAUAGAUCCUUCAAAGGCAAAAUUGCUCCAUGUUUCCCACCUGCUUUUACUAACAGAGGCGGUUUUCCCAGCAAAGCAAAGUAACAUACUGGAAAUUAAAAAAAGUACAAAAUGAAAGUAGAGUAUAAUUUAGAAAAAAUAAUUGAAGCAAAAUACAUUAAUGUUUCAAUUUUAAGGCCAUAAUAGUGGACUACUUGGUAAACAAUAAACAACAACAACAAACAGAAAAAAAUCACUGGCCUUUAAAAGCAGCAUUAAGGCACUUUCUGGUCAGUCAAUAAGAAAUGAAGGAAGAAAAGCAAAGCAAAGCAAUUAAACUGUCCCUAUUGCAGUUCAAAAACUAUGUUUGCUUUUCUUUCUGCUUUUCUUCUGCUCUUUUGUUGGGAAAAGUGAAAUUUUGUAUCUUUAUGGCUUGGCCAGUAAGAUUUGAAAAGAAAUUGUGGAUGUUCUGCAAAGGCUAAUUAAAGAGAGCUACUGCUUCUUAAGGAAUUGUUCAUGAGUUUACAGUUGAUACUUUUAAUCGGCUGAACUUCCAGUGGAGGGAGUUACUCCCUAUAAUGGCCUAUUUGGGGAGACUCCCCCCAAAAGGGUACCGUUUUUUGGGCUUCAGCAGGGACGUAGCCAGCCCACAGACCUGUAGGCCCAGGCCUAAAAAUUUUUGGUUUGAUCACUCUACCACUUGUAAUAAACUAUGUGUUGUUGGGGUGAACCAAGAAGCUUCUAUAAGACCUCAAAGUGUUGGUGAGGUCAGUGUGUACUAGUCAUGCUUGCAAUUUUCAGGAUAUGUGGAAAUAAAAGUCAGCCAGGCCUACAACUAGUCAAAAAGCUGGCGACACCCAUUUUCUGGUACAGUGUAUGUGAAAAGCUAGGAAUUUCAAGUAUACGAAAGAGUAGGGAAAUCGGUGAUUUCGGUCUCGCUGUAACUAAGGAUCAAAAGGGCUGACAUAUGCAUUAUUUUUAUGGCUAUGAAAUAGUUGAGAAAAUGUUCUGGCUUUGGGGUUUAUUCAUAUGAAAAGACAGUGAAUUUAAAAGGCCCUAAAAGGGAUGCAAAGUUCUAAUCUAGGUACGUGAAAGGGGUACCAUUUGUCAAUAGAAGGUAUAUGAAAGGGGGACCUUUUCUGUAAAAAAAGGUAUAUAUGUAAAUGGGUAGGGGAUUGGACCUUCAGGCAAAGCCUCUCCGUAUAUAGCUUUGCAAAAAAAAAUUAAAGCUGAGAAAAAUUUUGCCUCUUUUCAACUUUGUAGAUGCCAUGCAGUCAAUGUGUCUGACAAUGCAGCUUACUUUUACAAUAAAAUCAAUGAAGACCUUAGGAGUGGGGGAAUUGAUGUCAAAGCAGAAGAUAUUAUAGAUAUUAUUGAUGGAUACAAAGGGGGAGGAUAUGGUGUGUCAACUCAACAUGAACUAGGUGGGUAGGACUGGGGGAAUUGAUGUCAAAGCAGAAGAUAUUAUAGAUAUUAUUGAUGGCUACAAAGGGGGAGGUUAUGGUGUGUCAACUCAACAUGAACAAGGUGGGUAGGACUGGGUGAAUUGAUGUCAAAGCAGAAGAUAUUAUAGAUAUUGUUGAUGGCUACAAAGGGGGAGGAUAUAGUGUGUCAACUCAACAUGAACUAGGUGGGUAAGACUGGGUGAAUUGAUGUCAAAGCAGAAGAUAUUUUAGAUAUUAUUGAUGGCUACAAAGGGAGAGGAUAUGGUGUGUCAAUUCAACAUGAACAAGGUGGGUAAGACUGGGUGAAUUGAUGUCAAAGCAGAAGAUAUUUUAGAUAUUAUUGAUGGCUACAAAGGGGGAGGAUAUGGUGUGUCAACUCAACAUGAACAAGGUGGGUAAGACUGGGUGAAUUGAUGUCAAAGCAGAAGAUAUUUUAGAUAUUAUUGAUGGCUACAAAGGGAGAGGAUAUGGUGUGUCAAUUCAACAUGAACAAGGUGGGUAAGACUGGGUGAAUUGAUGUCAAAGCAGAAGAUAUUUUAGAUAUUAUUGAUGGCUAUAAAGGGGGAGGAUAUGGUGUGUCAACUCGACAUGAACUAGGUGGGUAGGACUGGGUGAAUUGAUGUCAAAGCAGAAGAUAGUAUAGAUAUUAUUGAUGGCUACAAAGGGGGAGGAUAUGGUGUGUCAACUCAACAUGAACUAGGUGCACGCAUGUUAGGACUGGCUAAAUUGUUUUUCAAGCAGAAGGCGAUAUUAUUGACGGAUGCAAAAGGAGUGUGAGUAGGUGCAUUCAACUGCUCACGGGAUUGGUUGGGAAAACAAUGAAUAAACAAAGUUAAGAAUAGACCUUAGCCCCGAAACAAAAGAGCUGCGACAUAUCGAGUUACAACGAAAUUUAAUGUUCAAUCGAUAUGAGGCAGGUGGGUAGUCUGGUGGUCAAACAGAAGAAGUGUUUGAUAGAGGGAUCCAUUUGUGCACACUGUUAAAGUUGCUUGGUAUAACAUUAUAAAAUAAUGCACAUUAGACUGUACUUCAACUCCCAAAGCAUCCCCCACUAUCCCCGACUCUUCUCAUAGGUUUGCCACUUAGUUUAAUUCGAAAACGUGGGCAAUCUUUCUGGCUCCUUCAAUUCACAUGACAUACAAAUUACAAUACUACUGCUUCCAGCUAAGUCUUUGGCAAUAUUACCCUGUGACGUCAUAUAUUCUGUCAUGUUACCAACUUCAAAGACUUUGAGGGGAAGGGGGAGGGAAUACAUGCCCAGAACUAACUGAGUCACUAGUAAAAUACAAUGUAGUAUUUAACUGAGACGUUUGGUGUGACGCAAUAAGAGGUGUGCAUUGUGUUUUGUUAUCAAAUUACAGAGAAUAUUAUUGAGAUCUCAAGAACAACUGGAAUAUUGGUAGAUCCAGUGUACAAUAUAAAGGCAAUUAGAGGAAUGUUAACAGAGAUGAAGAAUAAUCCUGGCAGAUUCAAAGGAAAAAGAGUACUUUACAUCCAUACAGGUACGAGAUUUCAUCACUAUCUUCCUCAGUCUGACUGAGGGUUUAAUUAAGGCUUUCUCUCUGUUGAGAAGCAUUGGUAAAUUCAAUAAUUCACACUCUUAUGUCAACUGCUACGCGAAAUACAAAUUAUUUGCUGGUUGUCAUACUGUCGAUAGGUAUACCCCCGGAGGUAGGGAGGUAUACCUAAUGCUAAUGUCACUAAUUGAGUACUGAAAACAAAAGUGCAUACUGUAUACUUGCUUACACUGUACAUUGACUUAAAGUGAUAUGUGACGGGACCCACCUAUCCGGAGAGUCCAUUGGAUACUAGUAAGUGCUGUUUUUAGAUUUCUUAUCUCGCGAUAUUAGCUGUGUUCACAAACGUGCUCAGUCCAACAUCGCAGUUGACCUCCGAGACAUUGUUUCCUUGAAUUGUUUCUCACAGCGUCCAAGGUUCUUCAACCAGUUAAACUCUCCUCGCCAAACACUUCGCCGACCUCAUUCGCCACAUCUCUGCUCUCAUUGGUUGAGAAUAUUUUGGCGCCACAAAUGAAUCUAUAAAUAGCCUGAAAAUCUACCACGCUGUGACCCAAGCCUUACGAUGUAUAUGACAGAUAUGCGCACCCGGGCGAUUGGCUCUUGCUAAUGAUGUCAUUUUUUUUCUUUUUUAGGUGGGGUGUUUGGUUUGUAUGAUGGCAGAAUGGAUUCACUGAUCACACAGUCUGAAGAAGGAACAAAGCAGGUUUUUUAUUGGGGAGAUAUCAAUGAUCCUUUACCGUGCUAACAGUUAAAAAACAAAUAACAGAAACAAAAAGUAGAAGAUUAAAUGCAAGAAAGAAACAGAAGACCUCGUUCUCAGGGCUCUCUCCUAUCGUGCAAGAGAGGGAGAGAGACAGACAGUUAAGAGGAACCCUAAUAGGUUUUUCUAGAUGCGGGAUUUGCCUUAUUUGAAUAUCGGGAUUCGGGAUAUUUUGCUUUAAAAAGCAAAAUGGGGGAGAGAUUCGGGUGUACAUGAAAAGAAGAAUUUUUACCCAGUAUCAAACGAGAACUCAAAGCAGAGAUUCUAGUAAUUUGAUUUCCCCGUCAGUGCCUACUAAUAAUAGUUAUUUCUAUGAUCCAGAUGAUCUAUCACUAUUUUUAUUGUUUUUUACAUAAAUUUGUAAGUAAGACGUUUUUUCUUUCUCCAUUACAUGUAGCUCAGCACUUUGGUCACUCAGCACAUUUUACCUUU
This is a messenger RNA of Porites lobata, 6479 nucleotides long. The record is from the annotation of a GenBank genome assembly. NCBI's taxonomy places the organism in Eukaryota, Metazoa, Cnidaria, Anthozoa, Scleractinia, Poritidae.